AAAGUUUAUGACGUCUUUCCGCGUCGACGGUUUCCGCACGCGCCGUCGUGCAGCAAAGAUCUGGAAGCUUCUGGAUCCGCAUUGAAGAGUUUAUAUUAGCGGUGUGUAUGAGAUCCGUGCACGUUAUUAGUGCUGCUGCGGGGAAACUGUUGGACACGCGGCCGUGUAACCUCUACCGCUAACAAACCUUGGCACACAGUAUUUACUAAGAUGGCAGAAGGCAGAGGUAACAGAAAUCACCCCCGCAAUUUGCAAGGUGUGCUUCAGAUGGCUGUGGAGGCCGGUUCUGCUUCUGAAGGUCCUGCUCCGCGAGAACCCAUGACACAAGAGAGGAUAGAGUUUCUGAGAGGAGCUCUUGCGGAAGUGUGUAAAGGACAGAUGGAUGAGGUCGAGCAGAUGAAACAGUGUUUGGAGGUGCUAAGUAGAGAUGAAUGCAGGGCGAGAGGGAGUGAGGAAGAGGAGGAGGAAGAGGAGGAUGAGCGAGAGGAAGCGCUGGAAAUGCUUUCUGAGCUCUGCGAGAACUUGGACAAUGCCAGAGAUCUGAUGAAGCUGGGCGGUCUGGAUUUGUGUAUGUCGCGGUGUCUCUGUCACUCCGAGGCCGGGAUUCGAUGGAGGGCGGCUCACCUUAUUGCCAGCUGUGCCCAGAAUAUGCCCGAGGUUCAGUUCUACCUGCUCAACCAGGGGGCGCUGCUGACGCUCCUUCAGCUCGCAGAUCACGACGCAAACAGCACAGUUCGAGUUAAAGCACUCUACGCAGUGUCCUGUUUAGUCCGGGAACAGGAAGCAGGUCUGCGGGACUUCCUGUCACAUGAUGGCUUUUCAGUGCUGAUGAGGGGGAUGCAGUCAGACAGUGAGAAGCUGAGAACUAAAUCAGCGUUCCUUCUGUUAAACCUUCUGACCAGUCAUCCAGAACACAAAGAUACGGUGUUGUCUAUGGGGAUGGUUCAGCAGCUGGUGUCAGUUCUUCGCUCUCCUCAUUCCUCUGUACAUGAACAUGUGCUCGGUGCCCUCUGCUGCUUGGUUGAGGACUCUCCCCGUGGUGUGAACGAUUGCAGAGAUGCAUCGCUUGGCUUGGAGGAACUGCUCAACCAGCGAGUGCAGGACCUAAAGGGACGAGAGGAGAGCUUGGAGGAGCUGGACUGUUGUGUACGUUUACUAGCGGCUUGUUUCCAAGGGCAACCCCAGGACGGCAAUGAAAUGGAUCGCUGAGGUCUUAUUGGUGAUUCCUGCUACGCAGCGCAAACACAAAAGAAGCAACCGGAGUUUGAAAAAACUUGAAUUUUCAGAGUUUAGUUUGGCUAUGUGUGCUCUUGCAUAAUCAUAUACCAUGAACUGUACACAAGCACUUAUUAUAUUAUCAAUAUGUACAUUUUGUAUAAUAUGUCAGUUUGUUAUUGUAAAUUAUGUGCUGUUUAGGGUCAACCUGUCAAAAUCCUCUUUACACCUGAAAAACUAUACAAAUGCAAAGCCAUUAGGCGGAACUUCACAUGAAUAUAAUAAUAUUUUGUAAAUUUUAAAAUAAACGUGAAAGUGUACCCAUA
Molecule: messenger RNA, 1541 nt
Organism: Cyprinus carpio (common carp)
Lineage: Eukaryota; Metazoa; Chordata; Actinopteri; Cypriniformes; Cyprinidae
Gene: hspbp1
Product: HSPA (Hsp70) binding protein 1
Molecular function (GO): protein binding
Source: RefSeq, a predicted model, not a curated record